Messenger RNA from Aphanomyces astaci, 3945 nucleotides. RefSeq lists its product as hypothetical. Gene Ontology annotation, molecular function: ATP hydrolysis activity; ATP binding; ABC-type transporter activity. The transcript has a single exon. Bases 16 to 3918 code for a protein of 1300 amino acids. Lineage: Eukaryota; Oomycota; Saprolegniomycetes; Saprolegniales; Verrucalvaceae. The record is from RefSeq and is a predicted model, not a curated record. Gene Ontology annotation, biological process: transmembrane transport. Gene Ontology annotation, cellular component: membrane.
CUUGCAUCCCAAAGCAUGUCGAAAUCCGCACGGUACCAAGCCGUGUCGAGUGUGAAGGAGGAGCGAAACUACGCCAGGCAUCCUCUAGACACGGCGAAUGUCCUCUCCCGCCUCAGUUACGGGUGGGCUACUCCACUCAUGAACCUGGGCAAUCAACGCCAGCUCGAGUCGUCAGACCUGUGGCCGCUGCAGCAAGAAAACCAGUGCGACUUUGUGAGUCGCCAGUUUGAGCCCAAGUACCACGCCACCAAGUCCAUCGUGAAGGCCAGUUUGUCGGUGUUUGGCCUGCGUGCCUUGUUCAUCGGGUUUUUGCAACUCGUGGCCAUGGUGGCAUCUCUUUAUGGCCCCAUUGUGCUGCAGCAGGUCGUGUCGUCCGUCGAGACUACGAGCGCAGACUUUCAAACGCUGUUGGUUCCAAUUGUCAUGCUAUUCGUGGUCAAAGUAUUCCAAGCGGUGGUCAAGACCCAGUCCGAUCUGCAAAACGAAAUCAUGUACGUCCAGUUCACGUCGGCGUUGCAAAACCUGCUGUACAAGAAGACCAUGGUCCUCAACGCCAAGUCCCGCAAACUCAAGAGCACCGGCGAAAUCUCCAACUUGUUUACGUCCGACAUGUGGCAAGUAUUGGCCGUGUCGUUCACUGCCAACGACAUCUGGAUCACACCAUUGCAAGUGGUUGCGUUGCUGUUUAUGCUGUGGCAAGUGUUGGGCUGGGCCAUGGUCACUGGCAUCGUGGUCAUUGGUGUGGCCUUCAUCGUGAACCGCUUCCUCGCCACAGCGUCUCGCAACACUUGGAAGGAACUCAUGGAAAAGAAGGACAUCCGCAUGAAGGUCGUGAACGAAGUGUUUGGGUCCAUGCAAAUCAUCAAGCUGAACGCGUGGGAAGAACGGUAUUACGACAAAAUUCGCGAUUUCCGCGACGACGAAUUGAAGUCGCUGUGGACGGGGUCGUGUAUCCAAGCCGGCACGAUUGCCAUGAACUACAUCGCGCCCGUGGCCCUUACGACGGUGUCCUUCGCCUCGUACGUGCUUCUGUUCAAGCAAACUCUGACGGCAUCCAAGGUGUUCACGGCCCUCGCGCUGUUCAACAUGAUCAAGGCCCCCAUGAUGCGGCUGCCCCAAAUCAUCGCCACGUGGAUGCAGUCCUUGGUGUCAUACAAGCGUUUCACGGAAUUCCUCGCCUUGGACGAGCGCGAUCCGACCAUCGUAAGCUCAACCGUGUCGUCCAACGCGAUGGCCAUCGAAGUGGUCGACGGGUGCUUUGGCUGGGAUGCGGACAAGCCCUUCUUCAACCACUUGAACGUGUCUGUCAAGCGAGGCGAGUUGGUGGUGCUGCACGGCAGUGUGGGCGAAGGCAAGUCGUCCUUUUGCAACGUUCUCUUGGGGGAGCUGGACAAGUACGGGGGUUCUGUGGGGGUGAGCGGCCGCGUGGCGUUCUUUGCCCAGCAGCCGUGGAUCCAGAACAUGACCAUUCGGGAAAACAUCCUCUUUGGCCUGCCUUACGACCGCGUCAAGUACAACAGCGUGCUCGAAGCGUGUGCGUUAGCCAAAGACCUGACGCUGUUUGCCGCUGGCGACCGGACGGAGAUUGGGUCCAAGGGCGUCAACGUGUCUGGCGGACAAAAGGCCCGCAUCAGUCUGGCGCGGGCGUGCUACAGCGACGCCGACAUUUUCAUCUUGGACUCGCCCUUGUCUGCCGUGGACGCCAUCGUGCAGAACGAAAUCUUCACCAAGUGUAUGUUGGGUCUGUUGCGCCACAAGACCAUUCUGCUCGUCACGCACAGUCCUGAAAUCAUUGGUUCGCCGUACGUGGACCGUACGAUUGAAAUCAAGGACGGGGCGUUGGUGGAAACGGUCAACGUGGCCAAGAUAGGUCUGGACAAGAGCCCGAUCUCGCCUUUGAAAGCCCGACAGUACUUUACCGACGACUCGUCCGAAGAUCUGUUGGAAGACCGAGUUGCUGUGACCACUGUACACUACCAAGACAUGAUGCUGGUGUCGCCCUCAGUCAAAUCUCCGUUUGGAGGUCACUUGGAGCAGUACUGCUUAUUCACCCCCGUCGACGACUCCCAGCCCAAGACGUACAACGAAACGAGUGGCAAGUUGGUGGUCGUGGAGGAGCGCGAGGCAGGGCGGGUGUCCAGCGAAGUGUUUCUCGCCUACUUCAAUGCUUUGGGUGGUUGGCCAGUCGUGAUUGUGCUGCUGGUGGUGCAAAGUGCGUGGCAGGGUCUCCAAGUGGCUAGCGACCUCUGGCUCAGUUCGUGGACGUCGACGGGUUCGACUACAACGUCCGAGGAGUUUCAGGCGUCGGCGGAGUACAACAUCUCGAUUUACGCGCUCUUGGCGGUGGGUUCGUCGGUCAUGGUAGUGUUCCGCAGUCUCACCGUGUCGUGGGCUGGCCUUCGAGCGUCGAAAAAACUGUUUGACGACCUGUGCAAGGCGCUGCUUGGGGCUCCCAUGCGCUUCUUCGACGCGAACCCAUUGGGCCGUAUCUUGAACCGCUUCAGCGGCGAUAUGAACCAAGUGGAUGGUCGCAUUCCUGGGUCCGUGAGCUAUUUCGUGGCGACGCUGUUCAUUUUGGUGUUUUCGCUGGGCACGACCGUGUUCGUGAUCAAGUCCAUGAGCGUGGUGCUGUUGCCACUCAUGUACAUUUACUACAAGGUCGGGUCUGUGUUUGUCCAGCCUGCUCGAGAGAUGGAGCGGCUGUCCAAGACCACUCGGUCGCCCAUGAUCACCCACAUUUCAGAGAGUAUCGACGGCGCCGUGCUAGUGCGAGCGUUUGGCCCUAAGCAAGUGCGCCGCUUCGAACGGCUGCACCAGGUCAAGGUGGACCGGAACAAUGAAACCAACUUUUGCAGCGACUUGGCCGGUCAGUGGUUUGCCUUCCGCAUCCAAAUGAUCAGUGCGUCGAUGCUGCUCGUGACCACGCUGGCCUUGGUGUACAUGCGCAACUACUUGACGGCGGGGCUGAUUGGGCUCGUCUUCAACUACUCGCUUCAGAUCACAAACCAACUGGAAGGCAUGGUGUGGGUGUGGUCUUCUCUGGAAACGGCCAUGGUGGCCCCCGAACGCGUGGCAGAGUACACGAACGUGGAGCAGGAGGCCCCGCGCGUCAUUCCUGGCAGCGUGCCUUCUUCAUGGCCUCAAGAUGGCUCUGUCCGGUUCGACCGCGUUAGCUUCCGCUACAAACCCAACGACCCGCUGGUACUGAAAUGCAUCAGUUUCGACGUCAAGUCGGGGGAGAAGGUGGGCAUCGUCGGUCGCACGGGUGCUGGCAAGUCGAGUUUGACCAUGGCGCUGUUCCGCAUCAACGAACUCGCGUCUGGAACGAUGGUGAUUAGCGGCGUAGACGCGUUUUCGAUGGGCGUCAAGACGUUGCGGGAAAGCAUGGCCAUCAUUCCCCAGAACCCGAUCCUGUUCAAAGGCACGCUGCGCACGUACUUGGACCCUUUCGACCAGUAUACCGACGCCGAGCUGUGGGCCGUCUUGGCCAAGGUGCGGCUCACAGGGCGCAUCGCCGCCGAAACGGACAAACUGCAGAGCGUAGUGGAAGAGAACGGAGAGAACUACAGCGUGGGCGAGCGCCAGAUGCUGUGCAUGGCUCGAGCGCUGCUUCGGCAGUGCCGCAUCGUCGUGAUGGACGAAGCCACGGCCGCGAUGGACCACGAGACGGACCAGAACCUUCAGCGCGUGAUCCGCGACGAGUUUGCAGGCUCCACGGUGCUCACUAUCGCCCAUCGCCUCGACACGGUGCUGGACGCGGACCGCAUCAUGGUAUUCGACCAAGGCCGGAUCGUGCAAUGCGACGCCCCGGGCAAGUUGAUCCAAGCUGGCACCGGCAUCUUUUACGACCUCUGCAGCGAAGGCGGGUACUUGAACAACAUUAUAGACGGCGCUCGUGAUAAUACCGACAACGAAUAAUUCAUGAACAUGAUGUAUCUAUCUGAC